AUGCAAAGACACACAGCAGCAACUGAGAGCGUCCGAGCGGCUAACAGAAGAUGGGCGACGCGCAAAACUGCGGCCGCUGCAGUCCGGCCACUGGGCAGGAAGCAGUUUGAUGCCGGGGACCAGUGGGAGUCAGAGGGACACUUUGCGCUCGUGAAAGCCGGCGUCCUCGGCUUGAUUUUCGUGCUUGCGACGUUUAGUAAUGUUUUAUGCUGCGCGCGCCUCUGGAAGAGGCGCAGAAGGAACAGCCGAACGCAGCUGUUCCUGCUGCACCUGUGCUUCGCGGACCUGGUGGUCGCGUUUUUCCAGGUCUUGCCACAGGUCUCCAUGGAGAUAACGCAACGCUUCAGGGGCUCGGACAUUGUCUGCAGAUCUGUGAAGUAUCUUCAGGUUUUUGGAAUGUUCGCCUCGCCGUAUAUGAUUGUAGCUAUGACUAUAGACCGUUACCGCGCGGUUUGCGCACCCAUGGUGUCGUUUCUCACUGGGUCAUUUCGGAGACACGUGGCGAUAAGCGCGGUGUGGCUCAUCUCUUUGGCAUUUAGUGUCCCGCAGUUGUUCAUCUUUUCCCUUCGAGAAGUGGAGACGAACGUUUACGAUUGCUGGGCCACAUUUAUUGAACCUUGGGGAGGAAGAAUAUACAUAACCUGGAUCACGCUGGCUGUGUUUGUUCUUCCAGCAGUCAUUUUACUGUAUUGUCAGAUCAAUAUAUGCACAGGAAUUUAUUUUAACAUGAAAAAGAAAGCGCUACAGGCUGUCACUAGUGAUGGGCGUCAUUGCUCCAAAGGAGUGUCAAGCGCAAUGUUGAAAACUGUCAAAAUGACGUUCGUUUAUUAUUUGGUAUAUACGGUUUGCUGGAGCCCGUUUUUUGUUGUCCAGCUGUGGUCUGCCUGGAGUCCAAACAGUGCGCCAACCACCGGGCCAGUGUUCGUGACCAUUAUGCUACUUGCCAGUCUCAACAGUUGCACAAACCCAUGGAUCUACCUGUAUUACUGUUAAAGCGCUUUACCCGAGUACCACGAAGACGUGUGGGGGUCCUGAACAGAGAAACCACCGUAAGAUUGAAGUGACCAUCACCGUGACCCAAAACCUCACUCCCAAAACUUCAGAAUGCUAUAUAUCUUAAUCUUUCGACCAUGUGACCACGUGACCCAUUAUCAGCUUUCGACCACGUGACCACGUGACCUAUUAUCAGGGGAAUGUUUUAGGGGUUGUGGACCACUCUCUCUGA
This is a messenger RNA of Electrophorus electricus (electric eel), 1225 nucleotides long. RefSeq names its product arginine vasopressin receptor 2, like (gene avpr2l). The record is from RefSeq and is a predicted model, not a curated record. Gene Ontology annotation, molecular function: peptide binding; vasopressin receptor activity. NCBI's taxonomy places the organism in Eukaryota, Metazoa, Chordata, Actinopteri, Gymnotiformes, Gymnotidae. Gene Ontology annotation, cellular component: plasma membrane. Gene Ontology annotation, biological process: positive regulation of vasoconstriction; regulation of systemic arterial blood pressure by vasopressin; cellular response to hormone stimulus.